ACACACAGCUCCUUCCUGGGAAGCAGGUGUACCCUGCACCUGUUAUUGUGAAACUCAGGAAGAUCUGGAGACGUGUGAGCAAGUUAACAGGUCAAAAGAAACGAGAAUUUCAUUUCACAGCACUUCAAUAAACUCUAUCAAACAUUGGGUUUGAGUCCAAAUCAGCUCAUGGCAAAUUUCAAAGGACACGCACUGCCAGGCAGUUUCUUCCUUCUCUUCGGACUCUGGUGGUCUAUGAAGUAUCCACUCAAAUUCUUCCUGAAGAAGAAGAAAACAUCCCGACUAUGCUUUGAGCGGGUGGAAUUUGCUGAGGGGAUAGCCAAAGCUGUUUUCUCACUUGUGGGAAUUCUGGCUGAACAGUUUGUGCCUGAUGGGCCUCACCUACACUUACUGAGUGUAGACAGAGAAUCCUGGGUCAAGCUGAUGAACUGGCAGCACAGCACCAUGUACCUGUUCUUUGGCAUUUCUGGGAUUGUGGACAUGCUGACGUAUUCCUCACUCCAGCUCCCUGUUGGCCUAGAUCGUCUUGUUCUUUCGCUGGCCGUGUUUAAUGAAGGUUUUUUAUUUUAUUUUCAUGUCCAACACCGACCCCCUCUCGAUCUGCACAUCCACUCCUUGCUGCUCACCGCGGUAUUCGGAGGCUCCAUCAUCAUUAUGUUAGAGGCUUUCCUGAGGGAUAACAUCAUCUUGGAGUUAUUCCGAACCAGUCUGGCAAUUCUACAGGGCACCUGGUUCUGGCAGAUUGGCUUUGUGCUGUAUCCACCCAGCGGUGGACCCAAGUGGAACGAAACUGACCAUGGAAAUAUCAUGUUCAUUACACUGUGUUUCUGUUGGCAUUUCGUAGUGGCACUUACUAUCAUGGCUAUCAGUUACACACUGAUGUACUGGUUUGUAAAGAUAAAAUCCCGCAAGUCUGGUGCAAUGGAGCUGGGGGAGCUAAAGAGCUCAGAGAGGAACUCUCAUAUCAAUCUGCUGAAUGGUUCUGAUGAGGAAUGAACACUCUGAUCGAGAAGUAGCCCGUAGAUAUUCCUCAAUCAACAUUGAGAAGCUAAUCAAUUUUAUCCAAUUAUUUUGAACUGUGAACUUUAAAAAAACUGCUUCCUUCUGCUGAUUUGCUGAUUGCUGUGGGGAGAGGGAGAGGGAGAGGGGGAGGGGAUGGGAGUGGGAGUAAGAAUGAGCAGAAGGGGCAUGCAGCAGCAGCUUGGGACUGAUGAUGACCCCUGGCUAGCAGCAUAGGAGCUCAGACAGGGAUUGGUCUGGAAAUGUCAGUCUUGCCUUUGCCAGCAGAGUAGAUUUCACAGGGGCAUUAAGGUUUUCAGCAAUCAGACAGGAGCAGGGUUUGAGUUAGAAUUCCUUCCUCGAUGAUGGAAUCUUUGAGAGAAUAUUAGAAUUUACAGGAACAGGAAAAAAACGUGCAGACAUCCAACACCCUAUAAUCGCAUCUCCUGGGUUAAAUGUGAAGAGUUUACAGGUGACUGAAUCACUGAAUUUAAAACAUUAGGUUAGACUGUGUGUCGGUCUUUGCUCCCCCCAACCUCCUCCUCCACCCUCACCCCCAUGGAUUCGCCUUAUGUCCUCAUACCAUUUUUUCUCAAUAAGCAAUGUAAUAUUUUCAUUAAAGAUUUGCAUGAACUGUAAACCUCACUGCCCUGGGACAAGUGCAGAUUCAAGGAAAGGAUCCUCCACUGAUAGAAUUCUGAUCACGCUCUUGUUUUAAUUAAUACUUCUCUACUUUUGUCUCUAACUUAUUUCAAUAGUUUUAUUACUUGUCCAGUUUAUAUACGGUGUUAUGUAAAUUGAAGUACCUCGGAUUUCUUCAAUAUUUUCUUUUAGGAUGUGGCUGCAAAUUGCUGGCAUUCUCAUUGUCUCCAAAACAAUGCAACCUUAACUUUAAAUAAAUGAGUGAAUUGUAA
Molecule: messenger RNA, 1913 nt
Organism: Chiloscyllium plagiosum (whitespotted bambooshark)
Lineage: Eukaryota; Metazoa; Chordata; Chondrichthyes; Orectolobiformes; Hemiscylliidae
Gene: tmem45b
Product: transmembrane protein 45B
Source: RefSeq, a predicted model, not a curated record